Saxophila tyrrhenica is the source of this 1263-nucleotide messenger RNA. RefSeq names its product Transcriptional activator of fatty acid utilization. Lineage: Eukaryota; Fungi; Ascomycota; Dothideomycetes; Mycosphaerellales; Extremaceae. The transcript has 2 exons. The record is from RefSeq and is a predicted model, not a curated record. Bases 1 to 1263 code for a protein of 420 amino acids.
AUGCCACCAGCGGGCUCACCAGACUCAAAGUUCCGAGGUCAUCCUGAAGAGACGUCAUAUCCAUCGAGAUCCAUCGCGUAUCAGGCUGCUGGCAUGAUCACAAGCAUAAUCGAAGCCUUGCAGAAUCAUGACCAGCUUCGCUACACGCCUGCAUUCAUCGUGUACUCUCUCUUCUCCGCGCUUAUCAUGCACGUGUAUCAGAUGCGCUCAUCGAAUCAAUCCGUGGUGGCGCAAACACAGCAACGAACCUCAAUCUGCAUGAAUGCACUGCGAGAUGUUAGCAGGGUCUGGCUGGUGGCGAAGAUGGUCCACACUCUGUUCGAAUCCAUCCUCGGCAACAAAGCGCUGGAAGAGCGGUUGCAGAAAGCUGCUGGCCGCCGUCACGCGAAAAGCAAAGGACCCAAUGGAUUCGUUCAAAAGCCUCCUACGGCGCAAGUCUCACCCGUCCCAGAGCAGAACACAACUUCGAAUUCAGAGAGCAACAAGCGCAAGUUUGACGACAUGGACAACUUUGGCUACGUGAAUGGGCCACCAGCACCGCAGAUGAGCUACGAAAGAUCACGUCCGCAGAGUCCGGUCUUGACACCACAGCCCAAUCCUCCCGUCUCACAACCACAACAAAUGCCUCAGCUGUCGGCUGGCAGUCCCAACCCAACCUUCCGCCCGACACAUGACGCCUUCUUGGGCGGUCCAUCACGUGGAAACACCCGACCGACGACACCGUUCAACCCGUGGGGAGGUACAAGACCAAGCACACCAGACUUCUUCCUGCACACCAGAGCCUCGCCAAAGAUCUCCGACGACCUAUGGCAGAACUACGCGCCCGAGCAGCUGUUCCCGAGCGAGAUCAACGGAGCUUUCUCGCUACAGAGCCCAGGCCAAACGAUGGUGGAUCCUGCUCUACGCGGCCCACCACAGCACCAACAGUUCACUUCCAACGGCAUGCAGCAACCGGAUCCCACAAGCAUGCCAGGCCACCAGCAGAUGACUAUGCCGCAGCAGGAUGGCAACAACAUCAACCACCAAGACGGCAACAUGCAGCACAUGAUGUACAAUCACCAGGAUUGGAGCCAGAUGGACAUGGGUCAGCGGCCGGAUGAUACGUGGAGCUCUAGCAGUCACUCUGGACCGAUCGUGCCUACGACGCUGAAUGUGGGUGAUUGGUUCGAGUUCUUUGGGAUUCCUAACGGCGACCUGUCUGCGCUUGCGGCUGCUGGUGGGCUCGGGAAUCCUACUGGCAACGGCAAUGGAGGGUACGGCUGA